AUGUAUUAUGAAUCAUCUGGAAAUCGCUAUCGGGAUUAUAUUGAUGAUUCAACAUCGCACAAAUUAAAAAGUGCUUACUGGUCUACCAGACAAGCAGUCAUUCGUAAACUUGGCAAAGAAGAAGAUCGACACAUUGUUGCAUCAGAUGCAGAGUUAGAUGCAAAGCUUGAACUUUUUAAAUCGGUUCAGACAACGUGUCAGGAAUUGAGUACUUGCAUUGAUGCUUAUCUGCGCUGCAUUUUUGUUCUUUCGCAAGUGGAAAACGACACAGGUCGGUUCCUCAAUGCUCGAAGCUCGGAGGACAAAACGCGAGCUGGAAAAAUGUUGUCAGCGGUUGGAAAAGCUUUGUCGCAUUCUGCCCAACAGCGGCUUGUUCUUCAGAACCCCUUGAGUCGUUUAGAACAGGAAGUCCAAACAUUCCGCGCCCGAGCCAUUGGUGACACCGAGAGUACAAUAAAGCGCAUGGAAACUGCUCGAACUGAGUAUCGUGGAGCUCUAAUGUGGAUGAAAAAUGUCAGUGAGGAGUUGGACCCUGAUAUGUAUAAAAAACUGGAUAAAUUUCGACGUGUUCAAACUCAAGUUAAGAAGAACAAGGCCAACUUUGAUCGGCUUAAAUUGGCUGUUAUGCAGAAGGUGGAUUUGUUAGCUGCUAGUCGAUGUAACAUGCUCAGCCACGUUUUGGCGGCUUAUCAGGAUACGCUUCUGCAAUUCUGGGAGCGUACGGCUUGCACAAUGACAACCGUAGCAAACAGUUUCAAGGGUUAUCAGUACUAUGAAUUCGCUCUUCUCAAAGAUCUCACACCAGAAAGCCGAAAGCUCGCUGAACAGACCUCUCAAGUCUUCGACACAGAGGAAGACUUUUUAUUGGUUGAUCUUACUGCACCUUUCUUCAGACAAUUAGAUGACGAAACUAGUAUUGCUGAAGAGUCACUAAUCGAAACAGGGAAGGAAGUUACACAAAGUGAGAAAAGUGCCAAUUCGGAAAGUCCAGUCAAACCUCCAGAAGAUCUUCUACCAGAGGAAGAAUACGAUAAAAAAUUGGAUGAUCUCUUUGCCACUACGGAUAUUGACAAAGCUGGAAAGGCUUUGGACGAUAUGUUCUUUUCAACCGCCUCUUCAUCUGGUCAAGAUUCGAAGAUGGAUAUUUUCCAGCAUUUGGAAGUGGCUGGAGGUAACACUGAUGCGGACUUUUUGACGGAUAUCUUGUCGCUGGAACAACCAACUCCAAAUCUCUUCGAUGAACCACCUUCUUCUAGAACUCCUGGUGGCGGCAUGGGUGAAUCCUUCUUCAAAUUAAAUUGGGACAACCAACUUUCAGAUGUCUUUUCAUCGCCAAAUUCCGCAGCGAUUGCGACAAAUCCACUGCAACCGCGGCCGUCAAGUAGUGUGCUACAGCCCGAAGGUUCUUCCUCCACUCAGAAGCCAUCCCAACAGAAAUCCCAAAAUCAAGUUCCAUUCAAAGCUACAAAGAAUGUCAACAAACCUGAUCCCUCUGAUGUGGAAGCCUGGAUGAAAUUCUUUGCAGACCUCAAUCCCCUCGAAAAUCCGGAUCAACAGAGCAAAACUAAAGGUCAUGUUUUGGACGCCUAG
Rodentolepis nana is the source of this 1590-nucleotide messenger RNA. The record is from the annotation of a GenBank genome assembly. Lineage: Eukaryota; Metazoa; Platyhelminthes; Cestoda; Cyclophyllidea; Hymenolepididae.